AUGUCCCAGCCUCGUGUGAGUCCUGGAAAGCAGCCCAUGCUCCCUGGCAGUUUAGCUCACACUGAGGAGUUUCACUCCAGUGAUACCCUUCUUCGAAUCCUUCCUCAGCACACCCAGACCCAACAGCCUUCUCUGCACUUCAAGAAGCCUCUUCUUAGCCUCCAGCACAGCACUGACCACAUCAUACGUCGCCGGCUCGGUAGACCCCUCUUCUACUCCUCCCCACCCCCGGCCCAGUCCCAGCUCACCGCACUUCCCAACCCCCGGACGCCCUGGGCCGACCUCCAUGACCUUCCCACAGCCUCCUCCCUACUGCCCCAAACCCCCGGGGGAAUCAGCGUCACCGUAGGGGGCAAGCAGUACCUCCUGGGACUCUAUGACACGGCGGGACAGGAAGACUAUGAUCGUCUGAGGCCUUUAUCUUAUCCAAUGACCGAUGUCUUCCUUAUAUGCUUCUCUGUGGUAAAUCCAGCCUCGUUUCAAAAUGUGAAAGAGGAGUGGGUACCCGAACUUAAGGAAUACGCACCAAACGUACCCUUUUUAUUAAUAGGAACUCAGAUUGAUCUCCGAGAUGACCCCAAAACUUUAGCAAGACUGAAUGAUAUGAAAGAAAAGCCCAUUUGUGUGGAACAAGGACAGAAACUAGCAAAAGAGAUAGGAGCAUGCUGUUAUGUGGAAUGUUCGGCUUUAACCCAGAAGGGACUGAAGACUGUUUUUGAUGAGGCUAUCAUAGCCAUUUUAACUCCAAAGAAACACACGGUAAAAAAAAGAAUAGGAUCAAGAUGUAUAAACUGUUGUUUGAUUACGUGA
Puma concolor (puma) is the source of this 810-nucleotide messenger RNA. The record is from RefSeq and is a predicted model, not a curated record. Lineage: Eukaryota; Metazoa; Chordata; Mammalia; Carnivora; Felidae.